Messenger RNA from Leptomonas pyrrhocoris, 882 nucleotides. Its product is annotated as putative mitochondrial ribosomal RNA methyltransferase-like protein. The record is from RefSeq and is a predicted model, not a curated record. Gene Ontology annotation, biological process: RNA methylation. The transcript has a single exon. Lineage: Eukaryota; Euglenozoa; Kinetoplastea; Trypanosomatida; Trypanosomatidae. Gene Ontology annotation, molecular function: rRNA (uridine-2'-O-ribose)-methyltransferase activity. Bases 19 to 882 code for a protein of 287 amino acids.
GCUGCAGCUGCAACAACAAUGCGCCACGGCACGGUGUGCCUUCAAGGCUCCAGCCGGCAGUGGAUGCAGCGGCAGUCGCAGGACCCUUUUGUGGCCAAAGCCCGCCAAGAAGGCUACAUUGCCCGCAGCGCGUACAAGCUGCUCCACAUGGACGAUCGCUUUCACCUCUUUGACCGCCAGCACACCCGCAUCGUCGUGGACCUCGGCUGCAGCCCUGGGGGGUGGUGUCAAGUAAUCCGCCAGCGGGCCGGCGACAGGUGCUUCUUGCUCGGUGUCGACAUGCUGCCCAUCAAAGCUCAAAUUCCAAACGCUGUCAUUGUGCAAGGUGACUUUACACUGCCCCCCGUGCAGCAGCAGCUGUUCCGCCACCUUGCCGAACACAGCGCACACAGAAGCGACCAUCAUCAACGAGGCGAAAACGAAGCAGCGGCCUACGCCGCCCCUUUUACCUCUUCCUCUUUCACUGGAGUGGACGUCGUCACUUCGGAUAUGUGCCCAAAUCGAAUGGGCGGUUUCCAAGACCGACAGCGCAUUGCGCAGCUCAACAUGCAGGCGGUGCACGUCUGCGCGCCUCUGCUGCGGCCGGGAGGGCACUUUGUAUGCAAAGUCCUCGGCAGUCGUGCCGCCUACACCGAGUUGUGGGACCACCUACACGCGUUGUUUCUGACCGUGCACACGUGCAAGCCGCCCGCUAGCCGGGUGCACAGUGACGAAGCGUUUUUGGUGGGCGUUGACAAGCUGGCAUUGCCGCGCUCGCGCUCGUGCGUGAAGUCGGCGAUGACGGUGGGCGCGAGUGGUGGGGCGGGAGGGGGGCAAUACGGACUCGAUGACUGGCCUGGGUUUGGGCGGCGCGGUCGUGGGCGACCCCAGGGCAGACCGUAA